AUGUCUCUUCCUCGCACGGAACCCCGAAUCGAGCUCCCACGUGUAACACACGCCGCAUCCGAACGACAUUCCGAUCUGGGAGACAUUAUUCGAGACAUCACCAUCGGGUUUGCCGAUGGACUGACCGUUCCGUUUGCCCUAACCGCGGGACUUUCCAGUCUCGGGUCGUCCAAGAUUGUCAUCGUCGGUGGACUCGCCGAACUGUUCAGUGGAGCCAUCUCGAUGGGCUUGGGGGCCUACCUUGCUGCCGUGACCGACCGAGACCAUUACUCCAGUGAAGAGGCUCGUGAACGGGAAGAAGUGUUGACGAAGCCCGGGGCUGAGCAGGAAGAGUGUCUGGAGAUUCUGGAUGGGUAUGGAAUCUCCAGAGAGGCUAGUCAGUCGGUAGUGGAUUGUUUAACACGGGAUCCUGAGCAAUGGAUUCGGUUUAUGAUGGACUUUGAAUUAAAGCUUGAAAAGCCAAAUGUAUCGCGGGCUUGGAUCUCAGCUGCUACAAUGGGACUCUCAUACUUCAUCGGUGGCCUUCUUCCCAUGAUACCCUAUUUUGCCAUGAAGAAUACUACGCAUGCGCUUUUCAUCUCGAUUGGAAUCACUAUUGUCGUCUGCAUUCUGUUUGGAUUUCUCAAAAACUUUGCUAUCAUCAAGACCAAACGGGCCGGUUUUUAUGGCGCUGCACAAACACUCAUCGUUGGAGCCAUUGCGGCUGGGACAAGUUAUGGAAUUGUGUACGGGGUUGAUCACAGUAAUAUUGGGAAUUGA
Messenger RNA from Penicillium diatomitis, 759 nucleotides. Its product is annotated as VIT1/CCC1 transporter family protein. The coding region runs from base 1 to 759 and encodes 252 amino acids. Gene Ontology annotation, biological process: intracellular manganese ion homeostasis. The record is from RefSeq and is a predicted model, not a curated record. NCBI's taxonomy places the organism in Eukaryota, Fungi, Ascomycota, Eurotiomycetes, Eurotiales, Aspergillaceae. The transcript has 3 exons. Gene Ontology annotation, cellular component: fungal-type vacuole membrane. Gene Ontology annotation, molecular function: iron ion transmembrane transporter activity; manganese ion transmembrane transporter activity.